AUGCAAGCCGGUUUUGCAUUUCUUGAGGCUGGAUCAGUUCGAUCAAAAAACACCACAAAUAUUUUGCUAAAGAACACCCUGGAUUUAUUUAUUGGUGCUAUAAUCUAUUGGUUAUUUGGUUUUGCUUUUGCGUUUGGUGGCAACAUGAAUGACAUCAAAGGAGAAGCAGAAAGGUUUAUUGGUCAUACAGAUUUUGCACUAGCUGACCUUAACAGUGACGCAUACGCAUUCUGGUUUUUCCAGUUUGUAUUUGCGGCUACUGCUGCCACAAUUGUGAGUGGUGCUAUAGCUGAAAGAGCUGAAUUCAUGGCAUAUCUAAUAUACUCAGGAUUAAUUACAGGAUUUGUGUAUCCUGUGGUUACACAUUGGGCGUGGUCUAAUGAAGGUUGGCUUGUUGCAGGAAACAGCGACGUUGCAUACCUAGAUUUUGCAGGUAGUGGUGUUGUCCACAUGGUUGGUGGUAUGCUUGCCUUAACUGGUGCGAUAUGUAUUGGUCCACGUAUUGGACGAUUUGAUAAGACGAAUGACCAGUCUAUACGUGGGCACACAGUCCCAAUGGUCUCGUUAGGUGGUUUCAUCCUUUUCUUUGGAUUCCUUGCUUUCAACGGAGGAUCACAAUUAACUAUUUCCUAUUCGGGCGAUGCAAGUGUUGUUGCACUUGCCAUUGUUAACACGAUUCUAUCAGGUGCUGGUGGAGCUGUCACAACCAUGUUGAUGAAAAGAAUUGCGACGGGAUUGUUUGAUGGACACUGGAGUUUACUGACAACUAUUAAUGGAGGACUUUCAGGCAUGGUCUCCAUAUGUGCUGGAUGCAACUCUGUUGAAACCUAUGCUGCCUUCAUUACUGGUCUUAUUGCUGGUAUGGUCUUUAUGUUAUGGAGUUUUGUCCUUGAGAAACUUAAAGUUGACGAUCCACUUGAUGCCGUUGCAGUACACUACGGAUGUGGUUUAUGGGGAGUAAUGGCUGUGACGCUUUUUAACACAGACAAGGGCGUUCUUUAUAAGUGGAGCGAUCAAUCAUUUAAUCAGUUUGGUUGGAACCUUCUCGGGGCAUUUGUCAUUACAAUUUGGUCAGCAUUUUGGGGAUUUCUGAUUUUUGGAUUGUUACGCAUUUCUGGAUUAUUACGCGUCCCCCGUCAUAUUGAGCUGAAAGGACUGGACGUGCCCAAACAUGGCGAACCGGCAUAUCCAAUCGAAAGCUAUGGUGAUGGGUGGUCUCAAACGGCAGCUGUGAAUGCUAAUAUCCACGACGCUAUCCAGCAAGAAAUCCCACCUGGUGCACUGCAAAGUUAAUUUCGCACAUUUAAUUUAUUGACUUCCCCUAAUUUUGUUCUCUAAAACACAGCAUAUUUCUCAUAUAUCUUUAUCACACCUCUAAAAAAGAAAUUU
Molecule: messenger RNA, 1389 nt
Organism: Xenia sp. Carnegie-2017
Lineage: Eukaryota; Metazoa; Cnidaria; Anthozoa; Malacalcyonacea; Xeniidae
Product: putative ammonium transporter 1
Exons: 8
Coding region: 1-1293 (430 amino acids)
Biological process (GO): ammonium transmembrane transport; ammonium homeostasis
Cellular component (GO): membrane
Molecular function (GO): ammonium channel activity
Source: RefSeq, a predicted model, not a curated record